AUGGAGAGGUUAGCGGGAAAGACCUGGAAGGAGUCCAAGAACAUGUGGUUCAUUGCUGCGCCGGCGAUAGCCACGGCCAUCUUCCAGUUCUCCCUCGGAUUCGUCACCUCCGCAUUUGUUGGCCACCUCGGCGCCGCCGAGCUCGCCGCAGUCUCCAUCGUCCAGAACGUCGUCGAAGGAUUCGCCUAUGGGAUUCUGGUAAUCACACAGACUCCUCCAUGCCCGUCGGCCGUGUUCCUUUGGCUAGUUUGCUUCGUUUCACGCACUUCCUGAAAAACCGUAAAAUAAAACUCAAUUCUAUAAACCAACCACCUUGAUCGGUAAAACGCGUUGCGAAGAUCUUCUAUCUGUUCGAGUGUCAAAAGACAAUUCUUGAGAAGAUGAAAUUUCAGUAGGGAAAUUUUUGCGUUUCAAGUGAUAUUAUUAUGAUAAUAACGAGGACAAUCCCAUUAUAGUUCUAAGUUUCUCUCGCCAGCUUAACCUCUGAAAUCUCUAUGGAUCCUCGCUUACAGCUAGGCAUGGGAAGCGCCCUCGAGACUCUCUGCGGCCAAGCCGUCGGUGUUGGUCAGCUCAACAUGCUUGGGAUCUACAUGCAGAGAUCAUGGGUCAUAACGGGGGCCACGGCAUUGCUCAUGACGCCGAUCUACGUCUUCACAUCGCCCCUUCUAAAGCUACUCCGUCAGUCCGGAGACAUAUCCGAGCUCGCCGGCCGAUAUAGCCGAUGGGUGAUCCCCCAGCUCUUCGCUUACGCCAUGAACUUCCCUCUGCAGAAGUUCUUCCAGUCGCAAAGCAGAGUCUGGGUCAUGACGGGGAUCUCAGGAGUCGUCUUGGGCAUUCAUACUCUGCUUACUUGGGUCUUCGUGACUACACUAGGGCGUGGACUGGUUGGAGCCGCCAUAGCCGGGAAUAUCUCGUGGUGGCUCGUGAACCUGGCCCAGAUGGUGUAUCUGGUGUCAGGGUACUUCCCAGAGGCGUGGAGGGGGUUUUCUCUCUCUGCGUUUCGAUCUCUCUAUGCCUUCGUGAAGCUCUCGCUGGCGUCGGCCGUGAUGCUAUGGUUCGUAUUGAAAUGGAUGAUCACACCUUCGAAUUUCUUCCGAUAAACCAAGUACAAUUCUAACGUCAUUAGUUUCAUUAUCAGGAGAUUAUUCCUUGGUUACUAACAUGCUCCUAUCUCUCUAUUUAUCUGUGAUUCUAUUCAGCCUGGAGCUGUGGUACUACACCGCAGUGAUCAUCCUGGUUGGUUGCCUGAAGAACCCACACAUUCAAGUCGACGCAAUCUCCAUCUGGUUAGCUCCCAUUCACCCCGACUUUCUCUGCCAGCGUCUGAUCUCCGAUAUGAUCUUCGCCUUCUCUCUGAAUAUGACAGCAUGAAUUAUCAACUUUGGGCGCUGAUGGUCGCCCUGGGUUUCAACGCCGCAGUCAGGUUCGUCGGUCCUCGCCGAGCGCUGAGAGGUGAGCAGAGGGAGGAGGUACAUGGGAACUCAUCUUGCUCUGCACUCGUUGACCCUCCACAGCGUUCGCGUCUCCAACGAGCUGGGGGCUGGUCACCCGAAGGCGGCGAAGUUCUCGGUCGCCGUCGCCGUCUCCACGUCGGCGGCGGUCGGCGUGAUCUUCGCCGCCGUCCUCCUCAUCACCAGGGUUCAUCUGCCGCGGCUGUUCACGGACAUACCCGAGGUUGAGAGGGAGACGGCGAAGCUGGCCUAUCUCCUGGCCCCCACGAUACUCCUCAACAGCAUCCAGCCCGUCUUGUCCGGUGCUCCGAGCUGGAAACAGCCCUCUAUUUGUCCAUGGAUCUCUCUCUAUAGCCGAACAUGAAGAACUCAUAUACUCAUGGUGAUGCCGCGCAGGGGUGGCGAUCGGCGCGGGCUGGCAAUCCUCAGUGGCUUUCAUAAACACGGGCUGCUACUACCUUUUUGGUCUGCCUGUCGGAGCCGUCCUCGGUUUCAAGCUCAACCUGAACGCCUUGGUAAGGAGAGACCGACACCCUGAGCUGCCGCUGGGCUGAGUCAACUCGAUUUACAAGGGAUCGUCUCGCAGGGCAUCUGGUCGGGAAUGCUGGUCGGCUGUCUGCUGCAGACGGUGAUCCUGGUGGUCAUUAUAGCCAGAACCAACUGGCAGAGAGAGGUAAGCGUUUCCCGUUUUAUGUGGCGAGAUUCUUCGCCCUGGCCGCCAUCAAAAUGGCUCCAUUUUUUUGCAGGCAUCGCUAGCUGAGGAUCGGAUCAGGACGUGGGGGGGGUCGGCCGAGCCCCCUCGGAUCCCGCUCGAGCUGCAAGACGCCACUGGGUCCAAUGAUUGA
Molecule: messenger RNA, 2296 nt
Organism: Spirodela intermedia
Lineage: Eukaryota; Viridiplantae; Streptophyta; Magnoliopsida; Alismatales; Araceae
Source: the annotation of a GenBank genome assembly